AUUAGAAAAGAUUUCAAAUUAAAAACUAAUAAUUAACCCUAGAUUUUAAAUCUAAAAAAUGAAACAAUGAAAGAAAAUUAAGAUUAAGAAAUAAAAAUUACGAAGUACAAAAUUGGAAAGGAAAGGCUAAUGGCUAUGAAUGAUUACCUGGAGGGUGGAGGGACUAGAGGCGUGCAGGUCGGCGACUCGACGUCCGGCGGUGGAGGCAGCGAGUCUCGGCUCUCUUGUUUCUUCAAGUCAUUGACGUUUCUGCCUUCUGGUUUCUGCGAUCGGCACUUGCACUCUUUUCUUCCGUUUCGUUUUUUGGUCUACAGCGUACACAUGGAGUGGGCUAAGUUAAGGGAUGGGUCAUGGGAUUGGGCCUGGGCUUAUAUACAUAUACAUCAUUCCGAUCAGGUCUGUCACUCAAAUCAUAUUGUUCAUCGGGAUAUAAAACCCCAAAAUCUGGUAUUCAAAGAUGAGUCAGAGACUCCUGUGAAAAUUGUUGAUUUUGGCAUCUCUACUCUUUUUGCACCGGGUGAGAUUUUACAAGAGAAUAUAGGCACAUUGGCAUACACGGCACCUGAGGUUCUUCAAAGAAAAUAUGGCCCUGAAUGCGACAUUUGGAGUGCGGGUGUCACGUUGUACGAGCUACUCGUAGGCGUUGUUCCUUAUGCAGAAGAUUUCUCGAUUAUGCCUAGAGCACCACCUGAUUUCAAAAGAGCUCCCUGGCCUAAUGUCUCACCUUAGGCCAUCAAUCUCAUCAAAGGAAUGCUCCAUGUAUCCCCUGCAUCUCGCCUAACACCUCAACAAGUAUUAGGUGUAUUUUUUUCCAAAACUCUUCUCCGCACCUUAUAUAUAUAGGAAGACUACAAGAAAUUAAAUAUAAUGAAACAAGCAGCAAUGACAUAGUAUUUUUGAAUCAUUUAUGAUAUUUAAAAGUGUCAUUUACUUGAAUAAAUAUUGACACUUCCUAAAAGUGUCAUCUUUUGUUAUGUCACAAAAUUAAAAGCACCCUUGGAUUGUUGCGAAUACAUCCAGAACAAAUGAAGAUGAAGAUGUUGGAGGAGUGGAUACAAGAGGGGUUCAUGGGGAAGGGAAAGAUCAUGCAACGUGCAAUUGAGGGAGAAGAGGAUUCUGAGGUUAUGUUCCGACCCGCACAAGUCGGAUCGGGGCAUAAUAGAGUAGGGAUUAUGUCAGACUUGUUUCUUAUUUUUAACUUCUUCGUUUUACUUAUUAUUAUCUAGAUUUUUUUAAGUGAGCGAUAUUACACGCUCCUUCGAGGGUUUCUU
This is a messenger RNA of Cuscuta campestris, 1271 nucleotides long. Lineage: Eukaryota; Viridiplantae; Streptophyta; Magnoliopsida; Solanales; Convolvulaceae. The record is from the annotation of a GenBank genome assembly.